Molecule: messenger RNA, 1011 nt
Organism: Elephantulus edwardii (Cape elephant shrew)
Lineage: Eukaryota; Metazoa; Chordata; Mammalia; Macroscelidea; Macroscelididae
Gene: CCDC92
Product: coiled-coil domain containing 92
Exons: 4
Coding region: 1-1011 (336 amino acids)
Cellular component (GO): centriole
Source: RefSeq, a predicted model, not a curated record
AUGACCUCACCCCAUUUCCCAAAUCAUGGUGAGGGUCACCUAGAUGUCAGCAUGGCAGCCACAAACCUAGAGAACCAGCUGCAUAGCGCACAGAAGAACCUGCUGUUCUUGCAGAGGGAGCAUGCCAGCACACUCCAGGGGCUGCACGCCGAGGUCCGGCGGCUCCAGCAGCACUGCACAGACCUAACCUAUGAGCUGACACUCAAAAGUUCUGAACAGACAGGGGAUGGAGCGUCCCGAAGCAGCGAGCUGCGGCAGAGGUGUGACGAGCUGGAGGCCCAGCUCCGGGCGCAGGAGGAGGAGAACCGCGAGCUGCUGGCCGAGCUGGAGCAGAAGAACGCCAUGAUCCUGGUGCUGGAGAACACGGUCAAGGAGCGCGAGCGCAAGUACCUGGACGAGCUCAAGGUCAAGAGCCACAAGCUGAGCCUGCUCUCGGCCGAGCUGGAGCAGCGGGCGGGCACCGUGGCCUACCUGACGGCCCAGCUGCACGCCGCGCGCAAGAAGCUGCUGCAGGGCGCCGGCCCCGAGGCCAGCCCGGCGGGCAGCCCGUCCGCGCAGCGGCCGCUCGCCAGCUACAAGCCCGCGCCGCCCAAGGACAAGCUGCCCGACACGCCGCGCCGCCGCAUGAAGAAGAGCCUGUCGGCGCCGCUGCACCCCGAGUUCGAGGAGGUCUACAGGUUCGGGGCCGACGGUCGCAAACUGCUCCUGCGGGAGCCGCUGGACGCCAUGCCCGACCCCACCCCGUUCCUGCUGGCCCGGGAGUCGGCCGAGGUCCACCUGGUCAAGGAGCGGCCCCUGGUCAUCCCGCCCAUCGCCUCCGACCGCGGCGGCGGGGGCGCGGCCAGCGAGCAGCCCAGCCCGGCGCGUGACAGGAAGGCGCACGUGGGGGUGGCGCACCGCAUCCAGCACGCGGCGCCCCCGCCGCCGGCCGAGGUGGAGACGCUGGCGGUGGACCAGGUGAACGGGGCCGAGGCCGCGCGCAAGCACUCAGGCACGGACAGAACUGUGUGA